Molecule: messenger RNA, 1953 nt
Organism: Acanthosepion pharaonis
Lineage: Eukaryota; Metazoa; Mollusca; Cephalopoda; Sepiida; Sepiidae
Source: the annotation of a GenBank genome assembly
AUGGUGAAAUUCUAUCUGAUCACUGAACAGGCAGCAGUAGCCGAAGCUCUCGAUGCGAACUUGGGUAGAUAUUUGGGUGAGGGGCCAUCUUCUGCUGCUGCUACCACCACCGAGCCGACCAAUGUGGUGUAUGCGAUUGGCGGCACGUAUUUCUUAAGAAAACGUCCACUUUUACUACUAGACUCUCUCCUACUACUCGUUCGACAAAAUACUGCUUUUCUCUUUCCUCUCACCCACCACACAAAAAAAGCUACUUUUCUUUCUUUCUUCUUAGUAACUUCUACUUUUGGGCCGCAUCUAGAAGACACGACUUUACGCUCUGGCUUACUACUAGCUCUGUUGUGCCUUGGAAGACAAACACACUUCGGCAUUGUUAGCAGUUACUCGAAUUUUCAGGACAGGAUUUCUGACCAAAAACUUUUUACGGCAAUGGUCGACUUGCAGCAAGCACUUUAUGCAGAACGAGACAUCGCAAAAAAACUCAAAAGUUAUAUUAUCCAAGAAGAAGAAAGACUGAAAGAAUUAAAAAGACUUGCUGAAGAUUAUGAAGAUCAUAGUGCUCAUGCAUUAGAAAAUCCAGACUUUUACCUUGGUAAUCCUGUAAAUGCAUUUUUACUUGUGAAAAGAUUUACUUUAGACUGGGAAAAAACAUUCCACUUACUCAAAGACAACAUCACAAAUGAGGUUGCAGCAACUAUAGAUAUCAAAAGACAACAACUCCCUGACUAUGAAGAUCUGAAUGGUGCUGCUGCAGCCUUACUUCGUUUACAAGAUACAUAUCAGUUGGAUGCUUCUGAAAUUGCAAGAGGAGAGUUGGGUGGAGUGAAAUCAGUAGAACUUACAGCUGACGAAUGCUUUGAGCUGGGGCGUUAUGCCUACAACCAGCAAGAUUUCUACCAUACAAUCAUGUGGAUGCAGGAGGCAUUGGAACUGGAAGGCCAAGAACACAACAAAACGGUUGAUAGAUCGCUAAUCCUUGACUACUUAUCAUUUGCCAUGUCAAUGCAAGGAAAUGCUCGUCUUGCUUUGGUUUUAACCAAUGAAUUACUUGAACUUGUUCCUGACCAUCAACGAGCAAAGAACAACAAGUAUUAUUUUGAAAAAAUAAUUGCGGAGGAACAAGCCAGUACAGGACAGCAGAGAGGAGACACUGGAGAGGCUUUACUUAGGAAUCCACGGCAUAUUGAUGAAUACAGAAAUUCUGAAGAAUUUUAUACAUAUGAAAGACUGUGCAGAGGGGAAGAAACUCAGCCAAUAAAAGAUUACCACAAGCUCAAGUGUCAAUAUGCUUGGUAUGGAAACCCUUAUUUGUUCUAUGCUCGUGUCAAAGAGGAGGAGAUGCAUUUAGACCCUUGGUUAGUGAUUUAUCAUGAUAUUGUAACUGAUAAAGAGAUUGAUUUUAUCAAAGACUAUGCUCGACCAAAGUUAAAUCGUGCUACUGUUCAAAAUUCUGUGACUGGAAAAUUGGAAACUGCAACAUACAGAAUAAGUAAAAGUGCCUGGUUGAAAGGAGAAGAACAUGAGAUAUUUGAAAAAAUUAAUAAAAGAAUUCAGACAGUCACAAAUCUAACACUUAGUACUGCAGAAGAACUACAGGUUGCCAAUUAUGGCAUUGGUGGUCAUUAUGAGCCCCAUUUUGAUUUUGCCCGGAAAGAAGAGACAAAUGCCUUCAAGAGAUUGGGUACAGGAAACCGGAUAGCCACAUUUUUAAUCUAUAUGAGUGAUGUUCCAAGUGGAGGAGCCACUGUUUUCCCUUAUCUUGGUUUAAAAUUAUUCCCCAAGAAAGGUACUGCUGCCUUUUGGUAUAAUCUGCAGAAAAAUGGUGACGGAAUCUUUAACACACGACAUGCUGCUUGUCCAGUGUUGGUUGGAAAUAAAUGGGUAAUGAACAAAUGGAUUCAUGAACGAGGACAGGAAUUCCGAAGACCAUGUUCAAUAUAUCCGGAUGUGUAA